GUUUGGGUGCCGCAGCUGGAAAAAUGGCAGCUGAUACAGGGAGAUAUAGGAGUGCAGUUAGCAAAAACAAAGACCCUUCUGGUCUCCUUAUCUCUGUCAUAAGGACUCUGUCCAGCAGUGAUGAUGUGCAGGACAGGGAGACAGAGAAGGGUCGUCUGGAGGAGGCCUUUGAGACAUGUGACAGGGAUUUAGAUGAGCUGAUUGUUCAGCAUUAUGCCGAACUAACCACUGCCAUCAGGACCUACCAGAGCAUCACCGAGCGCAUCACCAGCUCCCGCAACAAGAUCAAACAGGUGAAGGAAAACCUCCUGUCUUGUAAGAUGCUGCUGCACUGCAAAAGGGAUGAGCUGCGGAAGCUGUGGAUAGAGGGCAUCGAGCACAAGCACGUCCUCCAGCUGCUGGAUGAAAUCGAAAGCAUUAAGCAGGUGCCUCAGCGGCUGGAGGCCUAUAUGGCGAGCAAGCACUACCUUCAUGCUACAGAUAUGCUGGUAUCAGCCGUCGAGUCCUUGGAAGGCUCCCUGCUGCAGGUGGAGGGCCUUGGAGACCUGCGUCUGGAACUCCACAGCAAGAAGCUCAACAUCCACCUUGUACUCAUUGAUGAGCUGCACCGACACCUCUACAUCAAGUCCACAAGUCGGCUGGGACACAAGAACAAGGACAAAAACACUGCUCGCCUUCCAGGCUCCACGGCCAAAGACACAUCUCCAAUGCCUGCGUUGGAUGUCGGCAGCCUGUCCACACCGCGCAAGCUCUUGGAUUCGUCACAGUUCAGCACACCUGGAUCCAGCAGCGUGCGUGAGCUGCAGCAGGAUGUGCGGGAGUUGAACCAAGCGGACCUCCCUGAGGUGGAUCCAGAGGAGAACAGUGCUGAGUUCAUGGGCAUCCUCAUCAAGGCUCUGGCCAAGUUGAAGAAAAUCCCUGAGACCAUCAAAGCCAUAAUGGAGCGGCUGGAACCUGAGCUGAAACAGAUUGUCAAGCGGUCCACCACUCAGAUAGCAGACCAUGCUUACCAGAGAGGGGAAAACCUGGCCCAGGAGAGCCAGCCAAGGCUGCUGCUGGAACUGCUGGAGCUUUUGUUCGACAAGUUCAAGGCAGUGGCCCAGGCUCACAGCGUGGUGCUGGCCCACCUGCAGAAGAUCGCGGUGCAGUGCCCGGGCGGGGCCCACGAAGAGGGCAUCAAGCUCUACGAGCAGGCCGACGUCUCUGCCAAGAUCCAGACGGUGCUGCAGGUUCUGCUUAUGGAGUACCUGGACGUGAAGAACAGCCGCAGCGCCACGGAGCCGUCAGCUCAGCUCUCCUACGCCAGCACUGGCAGUGAGUUUGCUGCCUUUUUUGCGAAGAAAAAACCGCAACGUGCCAAGCAGUCGCUCUUCAAGUUUGAAUCAUCUUCCCAUGCCAUCAGCAUGAGUGCCUACUUGAGAGAGCAGAGGCGGGAACUCUACAGCAAGAGCGGAGAAUUACAAGGUGGUGCUGAUGACAACCUCAUUGAAGGGGGAGAAAUGAAGUUUGUGUGUAAACCGGGAGCGAGGAACAUCACUGUGAUCUUCCAGCCUCUUCUCAGGUUCAUUCAGGAGAUAGAGAUGAACAUGGGGCCGGGCCAGGCCAAGCAGUGCCAACUCCGAGCCUUCCUCACUUACUACAUCAACGACCUCUUCCUCAACCAGGUGCGAACUGAGAUCAACAAAGAAAUCGAGGCAGUGAGCAAAGCAGCUGACCCCUUGAAGAUCCUUGCCAGCGCUGAUACCAUGAAGGUCCUGGGCGUCCAGAGACCACUGCUGCAGAGCACGGUGGUCGUGGAGAAGUCCAUCCAGGAUCUAAUGAGCCUAAUGCAAGACCUGAGUGCCUAUUCCAACCAGUUCCUUGAGAUGGUCUGCGACAAGCUGCAAGAGUACAAGGAAAUCUGCAACACAGCCUACAGGGGUAUCGUCCAGUGUGAGGAGAAGCUCACCAUCAGUGCCUCCUGGUCGAAAGACGAAGACAUCAGCCGUCUGCUCCAGUCGCUCCCUAACUGGGCAAAUAUGGCUCAACCCAGACAGACCCGACAGAAGAGAGAGGAUGAAGAGGACUUUACUCGGGCGGCUUUUGCUAAGGAGUCGGAGGUGCUGACUGGUAACCUAGGAGACAAGCUGAUCCCCCAGAAUGAGAUCCUGCGUGACGUCAGCGACCUGAAGGCUCUGGCCAACCUCCACGAGAGCAUGGAGUGGCUCGCCGGUCGCCUCAAGACGUUCUUCGCCAGCCUACCGCAUGCCUCCAGCGUGUCUCCAUGCUCGGCAGACAGCCAGGUGGUCGGCGAGAGUGAGCGGAGCAGGGAGCAGAUUCUCCAGACGCUGAGCGACCUGUCCAGGGGCUUCCAGGACAUUGCCGACCGCUGUCUCUUGGCAUUGCACCUGGAGGUCAGGGUGCAUUGUUUCCAUUACCUGAUCCCCCUGACGAAGCAAGGCAAUUACGCCAUCGUGGCUAACGUAGAGAGCAUGGACUACGACCCACUUGUGGUCAAACUGAACAAGGACAUCUCAGCCAUAGAGGAGGCCAUGGGGGCCGCCCUGCAGCAGCACAAGUUCCAGUACAUCUUUGAAGGUCUGGGCCAUCUGAUCUCCUGUAUUCUGAUCAACGGUGCCCAGUACUUCAAGAGGAUCAGCGAGUCUGGUAUCAAGAAGAUGUGCCGGAACAUCUUUGUCCUCCAGCAGAACCUCACCAACAUCACCAUGUCCAGGGAGGCCGACCUCGACUUCGCCAGGCAGUACUACGAGAUGCUGUACAACACUGCAGAUGAGCUACUAAAUCUGGUCGUGGACCAGGGCGUUCGCUACACGGAGCUGGAGUACAUCAAUGCCCUGUCCUUGCUCCAUCGCAGCCAGACGGGUGUAGGGGACCUGGGCACCCAAAACAUCCGGCUGCAGAGGCUGAAGGAGAUCAUCUGUGAGCAGGCUGCCAUCAAACAGGCCACCAAGGACAAGAAGAUCACCACAGUGUAAAGAAGAAGGGUCCAGAGGGGGGUUUGAGUUGCCUGGAAAUCAGAUAAAGUGAACCAGUGAAAGAGAAUAACGGUGUGUUUCCCAAUCACCAAUCUACAGCACCUACACAUUUUAAUUUCAGCUCCCUCAGCUCUGUCUUGCAGGUACACAUGCUGCAGAUAAUUGGGUCAUGUAUGCAAGAGUAAGGACUAAUAGAUCAAAAAAUUUGCAGCACAGGAGAUAUUUAAGAAUUGGGUUAGAAAACACUGAAAUAGAGGCUUGCUCCAGACCUAGAUUAUAAUGUGUGUCAAAUCUGUUGAUGGAGAGUGUGUCUCCUUUUGCCUGAUGUGAUGAAACUCAUUCUAGUCAAGGCUUGACACACAUGUACUUUAUUCUAUUUCUGGGCAUGUAGAUAUAUACCAUAUAUAUAUAUUUAAAUAAAAUACAAGUGAAUGCAGCACUGACUCACUCUAAUUGGGAAUUGAGGUGACAACCAGCACAACUGCACACAUUGCAAGUUUGGCUCCCCAUGUAUCUGUGUCAUAGGAUAACCUAUAUUGUCCAUUUGCACUUUUUAAAAGACACAACAAAUGCAGCCCUCACACUCCAGCAGUCCCCCACUCACCCUGACUCCAGCUCCAGAUAAAAGGCGAUUGUCUCACCCAAACACUCACCCAAACUUAGGCCCCAUCUCAUCUCAUUUUCCUAUUAGAUCUAAACUGCUGCUCUCAAUUACACCUCUAGCUCUUCUCUCCUGGCAGCCCCAUGGGCCCACUGAUUCUGUCUGCAAUAACAGAUGCCAGAUUAGACUGUCUGAAUGAGGCCACAUCUUCCGCCUGCUGCCAAUUUGGGUUGGUCCCCAAAGAUCUCCCUUGCUGAGAAUUGUAUCAUAUCUAUGGCUGUUAAAAAAUCUGUUUAUCUGUUUUCUUAUAGUUUGUGCUGUAAACUUGUGUGGCUGGUGUGGAAAGUUGUGAGUUGAUUCACUUUUUUUUUUUUUUUUUUUACACAUUUGACAAAAGAGUAAUAUUUUUGCUGAUUUCAGUUCCAUCCCUUCACAGUGGAAUGACUUGCAUUUCUUGUGUUAAAGAAUAUGUGUGGGAGUACAUUGGCCAUACUAGCUCUAUAAACGGAAACGAUGCAAUUCUGGCUCUUUAUUUUGUCGUCCCCACUACACGUGCUCAAGUCUUUUAAAGUGAACUUAACAUAUAAACUCAAGAGGAGAUCGCAAAUCAUUCCCCUCCCUGCAACCCUCCGUGAUUUUAGUUCAUUAACUUGGGAGAGAAGUACUUAACGAGAGGAGGAGAGGGGAAUGGGAGCCUUGUCAAUACAGCGGGCCCGGCGCUGGUCUCCCUGAAGCCCACAGAGCAAUCCAUCAUAAUGACACAUAGGCUGGGAUCGAUGGGAAAACAACCGCGGAGCUGCUGAGGGGCUCGCCUACCACUCUGAAACGUACACUUGGUGUAAAAUCUGAAAUCUGCUCAUUCAGCUGUUCACUUCAGAGCCACUUUUGUUAUGUUAUACAUGGGAAGCUUUAAUACAAUGUUAACUGGCUGUUGCACACAUAACCCAUAAAAGUCCAGAAGGCUUAUGUAUUGGGUAUACUCCAUAUCUGUAAGUGCAAACCACUCCUGCUGCCCAUGCUUUUUAUUAAUGAGUGAAUCAUGUAAAAUGUAAUAAAAGUUCUUUUUUUUUUUACUUGGAGGCAAAACUCAGCUCAUCUGCUUUUAUUUCAUGUUUCUUUGCAGUGGACCUUAAUUUUACACAUCUUUUCCAUUAGAGUAAUUUCUGUCUUUCAAGUAAGAAUGUAUUGAAUUGUAGCGUGUGUUAGUCCUGAACACGUUUAAACAUGAUUGUCAUCUCAUAAAUGCUCUGAACCUUCUCUAAAUUAAGCACACAUGAUUUGUCAAUGCAAACACUAACUCACUCAAAAAAAAUAAAUGCUUCA
Chelmon rostratus (copperband butterflyfish) is the source of this 4899-nucleotide messenger RNA. RefSeq names its product exocyst complex component 4 (gene exoc4). Lineage: Eukaryota; Metazoa; Chordata; Actinopteri; Chaetodontiformes; Chaetodontidae. Bases 24 to 2975 code for a protein of 983 amino acids. The record is from RefSeq and is a predicted model, not a curated record. Gene Ontology annotation, biological process: exocytosis; chemical synaptic transmission; Golgi to plasma membrane transport. The transcript is spliced from 20 exons. Gene Ontology annotation, cellular component: exocyst; growth cone membrane; synapse.